AUGAACCCGACAGUGCUCUCGCCUGCCUCACCAGCAGAGCUGCUUCAUUACAUCGUCACAUUCCAGCCCUAUCCAACGACACUCCUCAUUUGCUAUCAACGACAGGACUUCAUCUCAGCUCUCGUCUCUGACAGCCGCAAAAAUAUCUCCCAACAUAAUCAUGAGCAAUCCGAAGACCUGCCUCCACUACCUCUCCUCUCGGCAACACUCCUCCAGACCGCAAUUGCCCGUCACAUCCGCAUCCUCUUCAUCCCCAGCGUAACACAUCUACGUGCCUUCUUGUCCGCCUUUGGCACUUCAGACUCCUUGAUACCACCUCCACCAAACCACACAUCGUCAAAUUCGAAGAGUCGCCCGCCUUUGCUCCUGGUAUACGGGUUUCUCGAUCUCCACCGCGAUAGCAGCGAGUGGAGCGCGCAAGGCCUCAGUAGCUCGGCCGCGGUGCUCAUCGAGGCAGCUCGCCGGGCCGACACCAAAUUCAAACCCGUCAUCGUUGAGCCUAGAGGCGCAGGAGGGCAUGAAGACUUUACGUCACUGCUGCGGGAUGAUGCGCCGGUUUUGAGCGGGAGUUCAAGGAGGAGCGAGGGCGUCUGGAUGGGGAGAACUGUCGAGGUGAGACGAGUAUUGGGCCGCUGGUUUCGUUUCCAGACUGGCCGCUGGGAUCUUUAG
Colletotrichum paranaense is the source of this 669-nucleotide messenger RNA. RefSeq lists its product as uncharacterized. The coding region runs from base 1 to 669 and encodes 222 amino acids. NCBI's taxonomy places the organism in Eukaryota, Fungi, Ascomycota, Sordariomycetes, Glomerellales, Glomerellaceae. The record is from RefSeq and is a predicted model, not a curated record. The transcript has a single exon.